GCCGCUGACAUCAGAGCAGCGAGAAGCAGCAGCUCCCGUGUCAGUGCGCGAGGAGACGAGGGAGCAAGAGGAAGAGGAAGAAGAAGAAGAAGAAGAAACUUUCCUCUCGAACACAUCCACCGUUCGCAGUUUGUUCUCCCGCGAAACAAACGCGCAGCUUGUGGAUUUACUUGCGACUCGUGGAGGAGAAGCUUUGAUCCCUUGAUGUCAGGCUGCGUUCGUGAUUCCUGCGCUUCAGUUUCCGGAUAAACCAGCUCAGUGUUGUUUGGGGAAGAUUUUUUUUUUAAAUUAUUUUGUUGUUGUUGCUCUGCAACUGUUGGGAUUUUUUGUUGUUCCUCUGUGACAAUCAAACAAACAUUGCAGCCCCAACAACAUGGAGUCACACAGAUAACAAGGGUGAAAUCUUCGCUUGCAGAGAGAAGUCGAGCUCUGUGCUCGAGUUCAACAGGGCCACUUCCUGAUGAUGACAGUAAACAUGGAUGACGGUCUCCAAAAUGGACCCGGACAGCACAGGAACACACAAGAUGAUGAAGAGGCGUUAAACUCCAUCAUGAAGGACCUGGCAGCCCUGGGCCGCUGCUACACCCAGCACCACAAGCCUAAGAACAGAACCUUGCUCUACAAACAGGAUUUAAGAGUCAAGCUGGAGCAUGAGAGAGAGAAACGCAUCAUCCCGUUCCAGAGGCCGCUGAAGAUCAAGGAGCUGCUGCAGAAAGUGACCGAGGCCUUUGGCCAGCAGAUGGACAUGUUCUUUAUGGAAAAAGAGUUGCUGCUGCCCCUGAAGACCCAGGAAGACCUGGACCAGGCGGUGCUGACUUUGAGCUGCAGCUCAGGGAUCAACGGGCUGCUCAGGAUACUGCUCAAGACUCCCAAGAACAACCAUUACCUGCAGGUGAACAGCAGGGACAACCAGAGCGAGCUGAGAUCAUCACGGUCGCUGGGAGAUUUGAAGGGCUCCCUGCUCAAAGGGUCGGAGAGGGUGCGCAAACACUCGACGGGCUCCCUCCACACAGGUCGGACGUCCCCGCCGCCUGGCAGCGUCCCAGAGGAGCAGCAGCAGAUCGCCCGCCAGGGCUCUUACACCAGCAUCCACAGUGAAGGGGAGUUCAUCCCAGAGACCCUGGACCGGAAUAUGCUGGAUCCCUUUGGGAGCGCAGACAAUUCACUGUCAAACAGCUGUCAAUCAAUAGACCAGGCACUGGACAGCCCUCCGUUCUCACAGAACAACCGUGACAAUAAUUACCUAAACCUCAACUACGAAUACAAAGGUCGCCACGGGAAAGGGGGGACUUUCCCUCGCCAGUUCCAGUUGCCAAAUCGCAGCAAGGAUUACGGAGACCGUCGCAGGACGCUUCCCCGGAGCUUCAUGCCACAGGAGAACCUGUUCCAGCUGGUUCCCUCCAGUCGCACACGCAGUUAUAACGGAGACAGUACGCUGCAGUACAGCGACCUGCGCUCGCUGGGCCGCCCCUCUGACAAGAGCUGCCAGCUCAGUACGGCCUCUAAGUCACCGCGGGCGCCAGUCAACUGGCGACAAGGAAAGCUGCUGGGCCGCGGGGCGUUCGGGGAGGUCUACCUCUGCUAUGACGCCGACGCGGGACACGAGCUCGCCGCCAAGCAGGUGCCGUUUGAUCCGGACUGUCGGGAAACCAGCAAGGAGGUGAAUGCUCUGGAGUGUGAGAUUCAGCUGCUGAAGAAUCUGCACCAUGAGAGGAUUGUUCAGUAUUAUGGUUGUCUUCGGGACCUGGAGCAGAGAAAACUCACCAUAUUUGUCGAGUUUAUGCCCGGGGGCUCAAUAAAGGACCAACUUAAAGCCUAUGGCGCACUGACGGAGAAGGUGACGAGGAGAUACACCAGACAGAUCCUCCAAGGAGUCUCCUACCUGCACAGCAACAUGAUUGUACACAGAGACAUUAAAGGUGCUAACAUCCUGAGAGACUCCACGGGGAACGUGAAGCUGGGAGACUUUGGAGCCAGCAAACGCAUCCAGACCAUCUGCAUGUCUGGUACAGGGAUCAAGUCCGUCACUGGCACCCCCUACUGGAUGAGCCCGGAAGUCAUCAACGGGGAGGGGUACGGCCGGAAAGCUGAUGUAUGGAGUGUUGCCUGCACGGUCGUGGAAAUGCUGACCCAGAAACCUCCUUGGGCCGAGUAUGAGGCCAUGGCGGCCAUUUUUAAGAUCGCCACCCAGCCUACGAAGCCUGUGCUUCCCGAGAGCGUGUCGGACGCUUGCAGGGACUACCUGCGGCAGGUGUUUGUGGAGGAGAAGUGGCGGCCCACUGCGGAUGUCCUCCUCAGCCACCCGUUCGUCCAGGGCUGCUUCUGAGGCCUGCAGACCCCCAUCCCCU
Pleuronectes platessa (European plaice) is the source of this 2348-nucleotide messenger RNA. It is a transcript of the gene map3k22, whose product is annotated as mitogen-activated protein kinase kinase kinase 22. The transcript is spliced from 18 exons. The coding region runs from base 461 to 2326 and encodes 621 amino acids. Lineage: Eukaryota; Metazoa; Chordata; Actinopteri; Pleuronectiformes; Pleuronectidae. The record is from RefSeq and is a predicted model, not a curated record. Gene Ontology annotation, molecular function: ATP binding; protein binding; protein kinase activity. Gene Ontology annotation, biological process: protein phosphorylation.